This is a messenger RNA of Mytilus californianus (California mussel), 1774 nucleotides long. RefSeq lists its product as uncharacterized. The coding region runs from base 365 to 1294 and encodes 309 amino acids. The transcript is spliced from 2 exons. NCBI's taxonomy places the organism in Eukaryota, Metazoa, Mollusca, Bivalvia, Mytilida, Mytilidae. The record is from RefSeq and is a predicted model, not a curated record.
UUACUACGAAAAGGUUGUUGAAUUAAAAUGUAUGUUCAAGUGUUGGAAAAAAUAUGGAUGAUGUAAGAUUCACAUUGGGGGAGAUUUACUGACCAGAGAACGCUUUUCUGGGGCAAACAAUUUAAGAGCUCACCAUGUAGACCCAAAAGAUAAAUUCAGUCAUCUUUCCCCAAUAACCUUUGAAUUAUUUCACUUAUUGAUGAACUUUUUAACUAUGACAUUUAAGAUGCUAUAUUCAAAGGAAAGUUGGGCAGAAUUGGGAACUUUGAAGUCUUUCUAGGAUAGGAUUUCAAGAUCUAAUGUGGGAGAGGAUGUGAAGAACAAGUAUGAUGCAGAUAAAGACUUUUUCAUUUCUGUAGUUGAUAUGCAUAUUGUUGAAUGCAUACUGCAUUAUUUUGGAAUGGAAUCAGUUUCAUCUGAGCCUACUGCACAUGUACCACCUUCCUUUGAUAACUUUGAAGAAAAGCGACAAUGGUUCUUUGAGACAAUUGGAGAUGUAGUUUCUCAGUAUGUUUUAUCUAACAGCAGUACAAAUGAGUGCUGGACAGAAGAGGCGAUAAAAGUUAACGGACAGCCAGUUGUUGUACAACUUACUGAUGGAAGAAAAAUAACAUUAAUGAAAAAGUCAAAAGCACCAAAACAUGACUAUGUAAAAAAUUAUGCACAGAUGAUGCUUGAGCUUGAUCUGCUUUUCAAAGACCUUAUGGAUAUGAUAAAAUUACCAGAGCGAACCCGAGGCAUAAGGCUUUUGAAAGUAGCUAUGCUUUAUUUCAAAAGUCAUAAGAAUUUGUCAAAGUAUGCACUUGACAUACUACGCUUUCUUGUUCAUCAACUCGUUCUUCUGUCUGAGAAGGAAGCAAAUGAAGAAUUUUACAGUCUUUUUGUCAACACAAAUGGUCACUUUAAUGGUCACAUCCCUGCAGACUUAGCUAUGGAACAUCUAGUAAAGAAAGUCAAAGAUCACUUAAAACAUAUGUUUUCCAAUAAAACAGAAAGCAACAUCAUGAAUAGAACAAAAGCUCUGGGUGCCAUUCGAGACAUUGCCGAAAAUUUUGAAAAACAAUCAAAGGUAAUUGUUAGAGCCAAAAAACAUUCUGACAAAUCUGCUGCAGAUGAUGAAAAGAUCAUUUUAAAAGACCUUAGGAAAUUAAAACCAUUUAAAUUUGAGGCUGGCAGGGCACAUGAACAUUUCUCAAAGAUUCCUAGUACUAUAGUGAAUCAGCUUAAUACUAGCCAUUACUGUGAAUGGAUUGAACCUAGGAUACAGAUGUUUGCAACAGAAAUUGGAAACUGAAGAUUUUUAAAGUCACAUACUAAUUAGUUUACUUUAAGGUAGUAUGUGGAAAUGAGAAGAAAAUGACAAAAUUUCUUAAUGUUUUGAAAACAAUGAUAUAAAAGUAAGUGACUUGACAUACUAGAUUUUACUGAUUCUACAUGAACAAAGCAAGAGAACUGAAUGAGUAAAUUUCCAGUUUAAAUUACCAGAAGCCCUCACUUAUAAGCUUAUGGACUAGUUGAACAAAUAUUAUACAGAAUUUUGUAGACUUAUUGUUUAAAAAGAAAACUUUUGAGAUAUUUUGAAAUAAUACACUAUAUCAAUGGGAGCUAAUAAGUUUCAGUCAUAAAGUAAAUGUCAAGAAGAAAAGCCUUUGAAUAUAAGUGGUGUUAUUUUAAGAAGAUAUAAUAUUUUUACCAUUUUUUUUUAAAUUCGGAAUGGGCCUCAAAUUUUCUAGUGACUUAUUGUUUUUUUUUUUAUUUCUCAUUUCAAAUUAUU